Molecule: messenger RNA, 408 nt
Organism: Dibothriocephalus latus
Lineage: Eukaryota; Metazoa; Platyhelminthes; Cestoda; Diphyllobothriidea; Diphyllobothriidae
Source: the annotation of a GenBank genome assembly
AUGCAUCAAGAUGCCAGUCUCCUUCGUGUUAAAUUUGACUUGGAGUCCGAACAAAUUCACGGAAAGAAUGUGUAUGAAUCAGGCCUGGAGGAGGCGACCGCAAUUUUUCGGAAGCCGGACGCAUUACUCUGUCUAGCUAGGCAAUUGGCAAAGUCCAAACCAGUUUCGGCCACCUAUCACCCGCCGGAAGGCUGUUCUGAUCUUGAAAAUGCAGUUGGUCUUAUCGAUCGUCUGUACGGUAAAAAUGGAACUGCUUUUGUCAGAUUACUAAUCAUGGAGUUUAGUUCAGCAGCUAUUUCCCUCAUACCCGAGGUCGCAGCUUCUGCAGGGUUUCUCCAACGUCUCGUUAGCCGAAUUAAGGGAGUACUGCAGGACUUUUUAUGUGUACCGGUCUACGUUGAGGGCUGA